AUGAAAGAAGACACCAGCAAAAGCAACAAGGUAGAAGAGGAGGGACAGAAAUAUGUCAAGUACAGAGGAGUAAGAAGAAGGCCAUGGGGAAAGUUUGCUGCAGAAAUACGUGAUUCGACAAAGCAGGGAGUUCGGUUGUGGCUUGGGACUUUUAAUACUGCAACAGAAGCUGCAAGGGCAUAUGACAAAGCCGCUUUCUCUAUGAGAGGUCCUCUUGCAAUUCUCAAUUUCCGUAGUGAGCAUGGUUUUGUAGAUGCUGAUUCCGCUGCUGCUACUUCCUCAUGCUUCACAGCAUCAUCUUCCACAUUGCAUAACACGGUCAUGAGAACAGAACCCGGAAAAGAAGUUAUCGUGUUUGAGUAUCUAGAUGACAAGGUUUUAGAAGAACUUCUUGAUUUUGAAAACUAAAGCAAGAGAGUGAAACUUGGUGUGUAUUAGUUUGAAACAACUCGUAAUCUUGCUUAGGGAAGACAAAAUCCAGUUCCCAUUAGAUUAAUAGUCAAUUCCAAAUGUACUGCUUGAUUCUGUCUAUUGCAUGUGUUCUAUUGUCGUGGGAUUUGAGUCAUUCAUGUGAAUUUGC
Messenger RNA from Fragaria vesca subsp. vesca, 580 nucleotides. RefSeq names its product ethylene-responsive transcription factor ERF098-like. NCBI's taxonomy places the organism in Eukaryota, Viridiplantae, Streptophyta, Magnoliopsida, Rosales, Rosaceae. Gene Ontology annotation, biological process: regulation of DNA-templated transcription; ethylene-activated signaling pathway. The record is from RefSeq and is a predicted model, not a curated record. The coding region runs from base 1 to 408 and encodes 135 amino acids. Gene Ontology annotation, molecular function: DNA binding; DNA-binding transcription factor activity. The transcript has a single exon.